Penicillium chermesinum is the source of this 1161-nucleotide messenger RNA. Its product is annotated as FTR1 family protein. The transcript is spliced from 4 exons. Gene Ontology annotation, cellular component: plasma membrane; high-affinity iron permease complex. Gene Ontology annotation, molecular function: ferrous iron transmembrane transporter activity. NCBI's taxonomy places the organism in Eukaryota, Fungi, Ascomycota, Eurotiomycetes, Eurotiales, Aspergillaceae. The record is from RefSeq and is a predicted model, not a curated record. Bases 1 to 1161 code for a protein of 386 amino acids. Gene Ontology annotation, biological process: iron ion transmembrane transport.
AUGGGCGAUAACAAGGUCUUUGCGGUGACCGUGUUCUUCAUCGUCUUUCGAGAAUGCCUCGAGACGACUGUUGUCGUGUCGGUGCUCUUGGCAUUUUUGAAGCAAUCCUUGGGACAAGGAGAUGAUCUCACGGUCUACAAAAAGCUCGUCAAGCAGGUUUGGGUAGGGUGCGGGUUGGGACUGUUCAUAUGUCUUGCGGUCGGCGGUGGCAUGAUCGGGGCCUUCUACGGGCUGGGAACAGACACUUUCUCCGGUACCGAAGAUAUCUGGGAAGGUGUACUGGGUAUCCUCGCUUCUAUCAUCAUUACAAUCAUGGGUGCCGCAUUGCUUCGUGUCUCCAAGAUCCAAGAGAAAUGGCGCGUGAAGCUCGCCAAAGCACUCGAACACGAGAAGAACACCAACGAAACGCGAAAGGGCCGACUCAAGCGGUGGAUGGAGAAAUACGUCAUGUUCUUUCUCCCAUUCAUCACGGUACUCCGUGAGGGCCUGGAAGCGGUCGUGUUCAUUGGCGGUAUCGGAAUCUCCUUGCCCGCUUCAUCGUUCCCUCUUGCGGUUUUCUGCGGCCUGGCUGCAGGAGGUUUAGUCGGAUAUCUGAUCUACAAGGGUGGACGAGAGACUUCCAUGCAGGUCUUCUUGAUCAUUUCGACCUGCUUCCUCUACCUCGUCGCAGGUGGUCUCUUCUCGCGAGGCGUGUGGUACUUCGAAAACAACGCCUGGAACCAUAUCAUUGGUGGCGAUGCAUCUGAGACCGGCUCUGGCCCUGGAUCCUACGACAUCCAGCAGAGCGUCUGGCACGUCAAUUGCUGUAACCCGGAAAUCGGAGGCGGCGGAGGCUGGGGUAUUUUCAAUGCUCUCCUUGGAUGGACCAACUCAGCUACGUAUGGCUCUGUUAUUUCAUAUAAUCUAUACUGGAUUUGUGUGAUGACUGCCUACAGCUUGAUGUUCUAUCGAGAACGGCGAGGCCACUUGCCAGUCAUUGACCCAGCUAUGCGAAAGGUUGCAUCAUACAAGGCACGGACUAAGGCAUUCGUCCUGCGUCGGCCAUAUGAAGAUCCCCACGGCGUUUCGGAGCCCGUUCAAGCCAGUGGCGGAAUUCAGCGAGGAGCGGUGGUGGAUGAAAAAAGCGCAGGGGCCAUAAUGCAGGACUCAACUGCAUCAUGA